This is a messenger RNA of Mytilus trossulus (common blue mussel), 2045 nucleotides long. RefSeq lists its product as uncharacterized. Gene Ontology annotation, cellular component: Fanconi anaemia nuclear complex. NCBI's taxonomy places the organism in Eukaryota, Metazoa, Mollusca, Bivalvia, Mytilida, Mytilidae. Gene Ontology annotation, biological process: nucleotide-excision repair; cellular response to oxidative stress; interstrand cross-link repair. Bases 61 to 1776 code for a protein of 571 amino acids. The record is from RefSeq and is a predicted model, not a curated record. The transcript is spliced from 11 exons.
GUGUCAAAAUCUAUGACGGAAGUGAAAGAUGACUAAGUCAAAGUGAAAGUGAAAGUAGAAAUGGCGGCAAACUUGGAGCAAGUAAAAAACAAUGUAUCUUACAUUGUAUCGAAUAUAAGACAGUCACAGACUUGUCCCAUUGAGAAAGAAAUAUUUUUACGAAAUUCUAUUGAUGCUAUCAAUUUGAUACUUGAUGGUCUGUUGUCCUUAAUGAAAUUUAAGACUGUUGAUGCAGUAAUCAAAGAAAUCCCCGAUACAGGUCAGAUAUUAGGACGUUUAUAUGUAUCGAAAACAAUCCGAGGGUGCUCAGCAUUGUAUGAUAAAACUACACAAUGUAUAAUGGGACUAUGGAGAGAGAAUCCACAAACCCACAUAGAGAGAAAAGCUGCAGAGUGGGCCUUGGCACAAGUAAAAAGUACUGUAAGCGUUCCGUUGAACUCCUACUUCACAGUCUGUCAGCUAGGUAUACAACCAAAGAAUGUUGUCAAAGAAAAUAAUAAGCAGAUAGUUAUACAAAUUAAAGGGAAAUUGAGGGAAAAAUUUCAGGAGAAGAUGGAUCAAAUAAAAUCUAAACUGGAUAUAGAAGAUACUUUAGAAUCAGAUUCAUGGUUUAUAAUGGUGUACAAACAACUGUUGACUGUUCCAAUUAACUCUCCUUUGUUGUCAUUAUGGGAUUUUGUCUUAGAGGUGCUCACUUUGUACCCUUUGGAAGAUCCAGUUUCUAAAAAGAUUUGUGAAGAUUUAUCUAAAUCUUUGCAACACAAGAAAGGUUAUAGACAUAACAUUACUGCAGCUACAUGUUAUAAAUUGUGGACAUACAGUAGACCUUCACUAGAACAAGAGGUUCUGUUCAGAAUUGAGUUAUGUAAAGACCAUGUGUUAACUUCUGAGAUGGACAAUAUAUGGAAUGACAGUUCUCUAAUCAAAGUAUGUAUGUUAGAUGGUCAGAUCUAUGAAGUUAUAUAUAAGAUGGUGAUCACACUGACUGGUAAUACCAACCUUACAAUCCUGGAAUCAUUUCUUAGAUGUGUUUGGAGGGAGAAGAGAAAAUGUAAUUCUCAGGACAGCUUAUUCCUCAGUAUGAUUUAUCCAGCUCAUAGUGGAGUCCUUAUAAACUCAUUAUCUGUACACCCUGAAGAUGUUAAGCCAGAAAAUGUAGGUCCACAUGUGAAGACUCUGUGUGAUAUAUUUAAAGAGGUCAUUGAAAGCUAUGGGGAGACAACUGAGUUACUGGUACUAUCACUACAGUUCAAACAAUGGUACCAGAAAGCAUUGCAGUUAUGUUUUACAUGUGACAGACAGUUCCAGACAUCUUGUUUAGAUCUAGUGGCCUGUUACAGCAGUCUAUGGUAUAAAGUACAACAUCAGUCAAUAAAAGAUGUUUUGACCAGAAUUGUGUUAUGCUUGAGACCUCUUUUGGUGAAAUCUACAUUAUGUUACACUGACAUAAUGUGUGUGUUAUCAGGGAACCAGGUUAGCAACCAAGGUCAAAUGAAGGACACUAUUUAUCACAUACUACUAAUGUUUCUGUACCAAGGUUCUGGAGGUCUAAAUGUACUGACUCAAGUACUAAAAUUAAUCACAUGUAGUGACAGUGUAAGUGAUCACCUGACAUGUUUGGUAGUAUCACAUGACCAACUGUUCAUAGAUUACAUGAAGUGGACGAUAUAUAAAAAGAGACAGUAUAAGGAUAUUUUAAAUGAACUAAUGGAACAAUCAAGUAUAAUUCAUCCUGAUAUUAUGGAUAGUGUAAAAGAUUUUCUUGAAAAGAUCUGACGUAUUGAAUUUAUAUUUGUUUAUCAUGUUGUUAAGUGUCAUCAUUCUGCUCUUGGGGAAGAUGAGCAAAAGAAAAAUUUAUGAAGGCAACAAGAGAACACUUAAAUAUUGCAAUACAUUUCUGAACAGCUGUUUAAUUAUUUAUCCAAGUGGCCUCACAUUUGUUUUUAAGCAGAGGAAAGCAUGAAGCUUUUCUUUUACUGUUAGUUCUAUCUCCAUUGUGCCAAAUCGUUUGAAUUUGUUAGGUUUCAAUAAAUUUAAAAUUUAUA